UUCUUCUGAUCCAAUUACUCAUAUUUUGUCUAUUUGGAUGAGUCAUUUUGAUAACGAGAAAGUAUUUAAUGCCACUUAUUGGUCACAACAACUUAGUUUUUGGUUUGCAGGCAUUAUUGUCUUCAGUUCUGUUAAAGGAUUUUUAAGUCUUUUGACAAAGAUAGUAUUACGAUUUCAUAUCAACAACAACAAACAAAGGAGAACAACGACAUGUAGUUAUCCUAUUUUACUUUUUAUUACUUAUUUAAUGGGAAUCUAUUUUAUUAGUUCAGUAUUGAUGAUGCAGUUCAACCUACCUCCAGAAUAUAGAUUUUUAAUUUCAUCCUCUUUACGGUCAAUUGAAUUUGAUUAUUUUAAACGAUGGUCUGAUAUUAUAUUUAUUAUAUCUUCAUUUAUAUCUUUUAUCAUCAUUAAUGUCAUGUACGUUACUCACGAUGCUAAAAGUAUGAUUCAUGAUUUUAAAGAUGUUGAAUUAUACACUUUUGAAAAUGGUGGCUUAUAAGAACCCUAUCCUCUCGCAUGAAUU
Cokeromyces recurvatus is the source of this 526-nucleotide messenger RNA. Its product is annotated as Abscisic acid G-protein coupled receptor-domain-containing protein. The coding region runs from base 38 to 502 and encodes 154 amino acids. The transcript is spliced from 2 exons. Lineage: Eukaryota; Fungi; Mucoromycota; Mucoromycetes; Mucorales; Mucoraceae. The record is from RefSeq and is a predicted model, not a curated record.